CUCCUUCACACUCGCAUCUGCGCUUUUCAUCCCUCGACUCUGUGUCUCCUUCUGUCCUAUUCUAUUUUGUCCUGUUCAUUGUUCAUCUUGUCCUUUUCUGCCUAGCUUCUGUCGUUUGUGAUUUUCAUCCUCGAUUACUUACCGUCUGGCGAAGAGGCAAGUAUGCUGGGACUCGCGCAGACAUAUACCAAGGUCACCUCCGUCUUCUCUAACAACCAUGCCGGAUAUCAGCCUCUCGAUCCCCCAAGAGGUGCCGUUCAUGUCGUCCAAAGCAAGGGUUCCCGAUUCACGCGCAAAUUACUACUGGCAUCGAUCAUCGUUUCCAUAGUAGUUGCGCUGGCUUUUCUUGUGAGUCACACUUGCAUCACGUCCAUGGUUGCAGCCUUGGCCAUGGCACAUCACUGAUAUUUUUGUCUGCGCCAGGAACAUUAUCCAAGCAACGGAGGCGAUGGGGCGUCAUUAUGGUCGAGUAGUCCAAUGGCGCUACCAAAGGCCAAUUUACA
Aureobasidium subglaciale EXF-2481 is the source of this 503-nucleotide messenger RNA. RefSeq lists its product as uncharacterized. The record is from RefSeq and is a predicted model, not a curated record. Bases 163 to 405 code for a protein of 80 amino acids. Lineage: Eukaryota; Fungi; Ascomycota; Dothideomycetes; Dothideales; Saccotheciaceae. The transcript has a single exon.